AUGGAUGAAGAUGGUGUGAUCAGAGGAACAUGGAGUUCAGAAGAAGAUGCAAAGCUCAAAGAACUGGUAGAGCAGCACGGCCCGCGUAAUUGGUCAGUGAUUUGCAAGGAGAUCCCCGGCCGCUCCGGCAAGUCGUGUCGGUUGCGUUGGUGCAAUCAGCUGAGCCCCGACGUCGAGCACCGCCCGUUCACGGUGGAGGAGAACAAUAUUAUAGCUCGGGCCCAGGAACGCUAUGGGAACAAAUGGGCGACUAUCGCUCGCCUUCUACCUGGUCGUACUGAUAACGCCAUUAAGAAUCACUGGAACUGCACUCUGCGCCGUCUUAAGCGCACUUCAGCUUCUUCAUUAUCUGAUUUGGAGGUAGAAGUUGAUGAGAAAAAAAGAGCGCGAGGGAAAAAUGUGAUGAUGGAGAAAGAUCAGGAUCCGAUAACAAUUCUUUCUCUGAGUUUGCCCGGAGGAGGAGGAGGAGCUGGUGGUGGUGGUUUGAAGGGGGAGGAGAAAAAAGAUUCAGGAGAUGGGUUUUUUGGACGUAGUGACCGAGAAGGUAGGAGGAAAAGUUGA
Dendrobium catenatum is the source of this 561-nucleotide messenger RNA. RefSeq names its product transcription factor MYB77-like. The record is from RefSeq and is a predicted model, not a curated record. The coding region runs from base 1 to 561 and encodes 186 amino acids. Lineage: Eukaryota; Viridiplantae; Streptophyta; Magnoliopsida; Asparagales; Orchidaceae. Gene Ontology annotation, molecular function: DNA-binding transcription factor activity, RNA polymerase II-specific; RNA polymerase II cis-regulatory region sequence-specific DNA binding. The transcript has a single exon. Gene Ontology annotation, cellular component: nucleus. Gene Ontology annotation, biological process: regulation of DNA-templated transcription.